Triplophysa rosa is the source of this 2286-nucleotide messenger RNA. Its product is annotated as chloride anion exchanger-like. Gene Ontology annotation, molecular function: bicarbonate transmembrane transporter activity; secondary active sulfate transmembrane transporter activity; oxalate transmembrane transporter activity. Gene Ontology annotation, biological process: transmembrane transport. NCBI's taxonomy places the organism in Eukaryota, Metazoa, Chordata, Actinopteri, Cypriniformes, Nemacheilidae. The record is from RefSeq and is a predicted model, not a curated record. The coding region runs from base 1 to 2286 and encodes 761 amino acids. Gene Ontology annotation, cellular component: membrane. The transcript has 20 exons.
AUGCUCCGACCCUCAUCGCAGCAGUAUGUGGUGACCAGACCCAUGUACUCGGAGGACAGCUUUGAAGAAGAACAUGCAAAAGUCUUUAGGAAUCACAAGAACCUGCUGGAUCAUAUCAAAGAGUACUUCACUUGUAAUUCGAAACGUGCGAAGAACGCUGCCUUGUCCCUGCUACCUAUCAUCGGAUGGAUCAAGAUCUACUCAAUCAAAGAAUGGCUGUUAAAUGACAUUGUGUCUGGCAUCAGUACUGGACUGGUAGCUGUCCUCCAAGGACUAGCCUACAGUUUACUUGCAUCCAUCUCUCCCUGGUAUGGAUUAUAUGCAGCGUUUUUUCCAGUCAUCAUUUAUUUUUUCCUUGGCACCUCUCGACACAUUUCUGUGGGAGCUUUCCCUGUGUUGAGUCUCAUGGUGGGGGCAGUAGUGACCAGACUGGUGCCAGAUGAAGGUCCACCAGUCAACAUCACCGGCUUCGAGGGCCUGACAAAAGAUGAACAGAGAGCAAUAGUGUCUGCCUCGCUCACAUUCCUAAUGGGCUUAUUCCAGCUUGGCAUGGGUCUGCUACAGGUGGGAUUCAUAGUCAUGUAUCUAUCAGACACUUUGAUAUCAGGAUUCACCACUGCAGCUGCUGUUCACAUUCUGGUUUCUCAACUCAAGUUCAUAUUUGGGCUGAAGGUGCCAGGUUACAGUGGACCACUUGCCAUUGUAUACACUCUCAAGAGCAUAUUUGGCCAGAUCACCUCAACCAAUAUUCAUGAUCUGGUCACUGCGAUUGUGGUGAUGGUGAUGGUGCUGGUGGUAAAAGAGAUCAACGACAGAUUUAAAUCGAAGUUACCAGUGCCCAUCCCUAUCGAGGUGAUAAUGACCAUCAUAGCAUGUGGAGUCUCCUACGCAUUCAACUUCAAGGAAAACCAUGCGGUGGAUGUGGUGGGGACAAUUCCAAACUCGUUCGAGCCCCCAAUGGCUCCCAACCUGCAGGUUUUCCAGAUGACGGCGAUGGACGCUUUCCCAAUGGCUAUUGUGGGAUUUGCUGUGGCCUAUGCAGUGGCUAAAGUCUAUUCUGAUAAACACGACUACCUCAUUGAUGGAAAUCAAGAACUCAUUGCCUUUGGGGCAAGCAACAUCUUUGGAGGUGCCUUCAAGUCUCUGGCAGCCAGCACAGCUCUCUCUAGAAGUUCAGUUCAAGAAAGCACAGGAGGAAAAACACAGAUAGCUGGUUUUCUCUCUGCCAUUAUUGUGCUGAUAGUAACAUUAGGGAUAGGGUUCUUGUUGGAACCCCUACCAAAGUCAGUGCUGGGAGCUGUGGUAAUUGUGAACCUGAAGGGAAUGUUGAUGCAAGUGGUUGAGGUCCCAUACCUGUGGAAGAAGGAUCGACCCGACUGUAUUGUUUGGGUGGGUACGUGUUUGGCUUCUAUAAUACUGGGGCUUGACUUGGGUCUUGCUGUAGGACUUGGAGUGGAGCUGCUCACGGUGGUCUUCAGGGUUCAGUUCCCACGCUGCAGUAUCCUAGCUAAUGUCAAAGGGACGGAUAUCUACAGAGAUCGCAAAGACUAUGUCAGCAUCUAUGAACCAGAGGGAGUAAAGAUUUUCAGGAUUCCAUCUCCCAUUUUCUUUGCCAAUAUUGACUUUUUCAGAGACAAACUGAACGAUGCUGUGGGCUUUAAUCCAUUGAGAAUACUAAGGAAGAGAAACAAGGCUGUGAGGAAGAUUAAGAAACUGAUAAAGAAAGGGGAGCUGAUUUUAACAUCCAAAGGACUACAGGCCACAUGCUCAAUGCCCAUUGAAGAAUCAGAUGAUGAAAGCAACAUGGAGGAUCUGGAUCAGCCCACGGACUAUUCUGAUCUUCCCAUUCAGGUGAACUGGAACACAGAACUUCCUGCCAACAUCCGGGUACCUCCCGUGAACAUCCACAGUUUGGUCCUGGACUUUACUGCGGUCUCAUUUCUGGAUACAUCUGCACUCAAAGGUCUUAAAACGGCCUUAAAGGAAUUUAUACGCAUCAAUGUUGACGUUUAUAUUGUCGGCUGUGAUCCAUACAUCAUAGAGAAGCUGAGGAAAUGUAAAUUCUUCGAUGAUGAAAUAAAGACGUCCAUCUUUUUUUUGACCAUUCAUGAUGCAACGCUCUGCAUUCAUGAGUCCCAUCCACCAAUAACUGUGAGCGGAAAGGUUUGCGGAAACAACGGUUACGUAAAUGGCAGCAACAAAAAGUCUAACAUUUUAGGAAUCCAAUAUAUUGAGGAUAGCACAGUGGAGGUUGAAGCAGAUGCUAAACCAGAAACACGGUUGUAG